This is a messenger RNA of Cricetulus griseus (Chinese hamster), 1792 nucleotides long. NCBI's taxonomy places the organism in Eukaryota, Metazoa, Chordata, Mammalia, Rodentia, Cricetidae. The record is from RefSeq and is a predicted model, not a curated record.
CUGGGUCGCGAUUGGCUGGUACCCUUGUCCCCGGAGCUCAGGGGAGCUCGCGCGAAGGCUGAAGGGAGUGUGAGCGCCGGCGGCCGGGGGAAGGCGGAGAGCCGGUAUGCCUCGGUAUGCGCAGCUAGUUAUGGGCCCCGCGGGCAGCGGGAAGAGCACCUACUGUUCCACCAUGGUUCAGCACUGCGAAGCCCUCAACCGCUCUGUCCAGGUGGUCAACCUGGAUCCAGCAGCAGAGCACUUCAACUACCCUGUGAUGGCUGGUGAGUCCUGCACAGCGUCCCCUGGCACUGAAAGUGGGCUGCUCAGCCCUGAGGGUGUGUGUUCUUGGGAAGCUGCUAGAGGAGGUGACAUCAGUGAGUCAGAUGUUGUAACUCCACCUACUCCUUUGAGGCGGGUUCUCCACCUGAAUCUGGAGACAAGCCCCAGCAACCUUCCGUCCUCCACUCCUCAGCACUGGAGUUACAGACAUGUCUGUGCCCAGCUUUUUACAUGGGUGCUAGAGUUUCACACUCAGGUCUUAAUGCUUGUGCAUCAAGCACUCUUCAUCUCAGGGCGUCUUCCCAGCCCCACAGACAUCCGGGAACUGAUCGAGGUGGACGAUGUGAUGGAGGACAGUUCUCUGCGGUUUGGUCCCAAUGGAGGAUUGGUAUUCUGCAUGGAGUACUUUGCCAACAACUUUGACUGGCUAGAGAACUGCCUGGGACACGUUGAGGACGAUUACAUCCUUUUUGACUGUCCAGGUCAGAUUGAACUGUAUACACACCUGCCUGUGAUGAAGCAAUUGGUCCAGCAGCUUGAACAGUGGGAGUUCCGAGUGUGUGGAGUGUUCCUUGUUGAUUCUCAAUUCAUGGUGGAGUCUUUCAAGUUUAUUUCUGGCAUCCUGGCGGCUCUAAGCGCCAUGAUUUCUCUAGAAAUCCCACAAGUUAACAUCAUGACAAAGAUGGACCUGCUGAGUAAGAAAGCCAAGAAGGAAAUUGAGAAGUUUCUAGAUCCAGACUUAUACUCUCUGCUAGAAGAUUCAACAGGUGACUUAAGAAGCCAAAAAUUCAAGAAGUUGACGAAAGCUGUGUGUGGCCUGAUUGAUGACUACAGCAUGGUUCGGUUUCUGCCAUAUGAUCAGUCGGAUGAGGAGAGCAUGAGCAUCGUGCUGCAGCACAUCGACUUUGCCAUUCAGUAUGGGGAGGACUUGGAGUUUAAGGAGCCAAAGGAACAGGAAGAAGAGUCUUCCUCCAUGUUUGACGAAUAUUUUCAAGAACGGCAGAAUGAGUGAGGUUGACUACACAGUGGCCAUCUGAUUGUGACCCUAGGAAUGCUUUUGGAAGAGGUGACCAUGGGAAGCAGCUGCUUGUAAACAAUGCUGGUCUCUCCCUGGAGUGAGCCUGGAUUGUGCUCUGAGCUCUGAAACCACUACUCUUUCAAGAAGAGAUUUUAUUCUGACAGCAUCAUUUUGGAUUUAAAAAAAUUGAAGUAACAAUUUAUGCAGAGACUUUAUAUAAUAUAAAUCAACCUGCCCUACACAUCUCUUGUUCUUGUGUGUGUGUGUGUGUGUGUGUAUGUAUGUGUGCACACUCCAGUGCACUUGAGUCUAAUUUUAAUUUUAUUUACAGUUGGAUUUUUGUUUUUUGAGGGAUUUUCUUUUGAUUGAUUUGUUUGUUUUUGAAGAGGUACAAUUAUUGUAACAAAACAUAUCUCCAAAUGAAAAAAUAUUGGAAGGGUAUAUAUACAUGAAUCUUAUUUUCCCAAAUCAAACAUUAUUUAUACAAUUAAAAAUUAAAACUGUGUUUUGAGA